AUGAGCAGAGUCCUCGGUCAUCGAGAGAAAAAGGCUGAAAUUGACACUCGUGCACUUUGGCCAAUUUCACUGAUUUUUCGAGGAAUUACUUUUGGGAGACUUGGCUUGCCUUCACUUUUAUUGUGGCUUUUCUUCUGCGCUUUGCCCCCGCAAACUUUGGGUGCAAGCCUGGCUGGGUCUAAAGCGGAUCACCCGGGUGUUUGCCCGAACAAGCUGAAUGCUAACCUGUGGGUUGAUGCACAGAGCACCUGCGAACGGGAAUGUCUUGUCGACCAGGACUGUGCAGGUUUUGAGAAGUGUUGCACCAACGUAUGUGGACUGCGCAGCUGUGUGGCUGCUCGCUUUUCUGAUGGCUCCACCGCACAGUCCGAGGGCCAGGGUGGGGCAGCGGGGGCAGUGGGGAGAGGCGGUCCUGCCAGCUGUCAUGGCUUUGUUUGUAGCCAGCAAGGGUCCACGUGUGACAUCUGGGAGGGACAACCGGUCUGCAAGUGCCAGGACCGCUGUGAGAAGGAGCCCAGCUUCACAUGCGCCUCUGACGGGAUGACCUACUUCAACCGCUGCUACAUGGAUGCCGAGGCCUGCAUCCGGGGAGUCACCUUGACCGUGGUCACCUGCCGUUACCACUUGGCCUGGCCGCACACCAGCCCCCUGCCCCUGGACACAACGGCACACCCCACUCCCACCUCAUCUCAGGAAGACCCACUUCCCCCUACGCUCUACAGCAACCCCAGCCACCAGUCUGUUUACCUGGGGGGCACAGUCAGCUUUCACUGUGAUGUCAUUGGAGUCCCAAAGCCGGACAUCACCUGGGAGAAGCAGACGGAGCGUCGUGAGAGCCUCAUCAUGAGGCCUGACCAAAUGUACGGCAACCUGGUCAUCACUAACAUCGGGCAGCUGGUGAUCUACAACGCGCAGGCCCGGGACACGGGCAUCUACACAUGCACCGCCCGCAACUCUGCUGGGAUCCUGCGUGCCGAUUACCCGCUGUCUGUCAUUCGCCGCUCUGAGGACGACCUCUCGGAGGACCCCGACAUGAGCGUGCCCAUGGGCCGGCCCUUCUCCCCUGCUGACUGCUUGGCGGAGGUGGACAAGCGGGAGUGUGGCGAGCGCCACGUGGACUGGUACUACGACAGCAAGCGAGGCACCUGCCUGGCAUUUACAAACGGGGGCUGCGAGGGCAGCAGGAACCGCUUCGAGACCUAUGAGGAAUGUCGCGCAUCGUGCCAGCGGGAAGGCAUGGGGAUCUGCUCUCUGCCAGCAGUGCAAGGGCCUUGCAAGGCCUGGGAGGCUCGUUGGGCGUACAACUCCCUUAUAAAGCAGUGCCAAGCCUUUGCCUAUGGGGGCUGUCAGGGCAACCCCAACAGCUUCCGCACUAGGGUGGAAUGCGAAGCCAACUGCCCGCAGCCGAAGAGCCGGCCCUGUAAGACGUGCAGGACCAAGGGAAAAAUCGUGCCGAACUUGUGCCGAAGCGACUUCGCCAUCGUGGGGCGGCUCACGGAGCUGAUUGAGGACCUGGACUCUGGAAUCGCUCGCUUCAGCCUUGAGGAAGUCUUGCGUGAUGAGAAGAUGGGUCUGUCCUUCUUCAACACCCGCCAUCUGGAGGUGACGCUGGCUAAGAUGGACUGGAGCUGUCCCUGUCCCAACAUUACCAUGGAAGACGGUCCCCUUUUAGUCAUGGGGGAGGUGCAAGAUGGCAUGGCCGUGAUCCAGCCUGACAGUUACGUGCGGCCCAUUACUGACAGGAGGUUGAAAAAAAUCCACGAGGUACUGGAGAAGAAGACUUGUGAACUGCUGCAGCGCUUCCAGGACUAG
Molecule: messenger RNA, 1812 nt
Organism: Megalops cyprinoides (Indo-Pacific tarpon)
Lineage: Eukaryota; Metazoa; Chordata; Actinopteri; Elopiformes; Megalopidae
Gene: wfikkn1
Product: WAP, follistatin/kazal, immunoglobulin, kunitz and netrin domain containing 1
Exons: 2
Coding region: 1-1812 (603 amino acids)
Cellular component (GO): extracellular region
Molecular function (GO): serine-type endopeptidase inhibitor activity; protein binding
Source: RefSeq, a predicted model, not a curated record